AAAGGGAUUUUAGGGCUGUUGAAAUCCGAUUUGAUUUAAAGAUCAAAUUAAUCUAAAGCUAUAAAUGCAAUCAAAUCGAUUAGACAGCUUGAAAAGGAAUGUAUCCCGGAGAUUAAAUCAGAUCUGUAGCCAUAAAUGAAUUCAGAACUGUUGAGUGUAGAUUUCAGGCUGCACUUUAAAACAAUCCAAAUUUGCCGAGCAGCAAUAUGCUGUAAUUUACCGAGCAGAAAGAUGGCUGUCCAGAGCUUUCUGGCAGGGGAAGGCUCUGGGCUAAUUAAUAAAAAUUAACUCAUUUGCUUUAAAAAACACCUAGUUGAAAGAGUCAAAUACAAGAUAAUUAGUUUGAUUUUCUAUUUAUUUAGUUAUUUUACAAUUUAUCUUCGUCAAUGUCCGCACAUGUUGACCUUAUCUGUUGGGUAUCCAUUUAAUCAUUCAAUGAAAGCACAAUGUGAAACUCUAUGUAUAAAUCCUCCAUUGUCCAUCGAUACUCUGCAUUGUCAAUCUGGCCAGUCGUCAUGGCAAAGAAGGGUUCUUGUAGUUUGUCGAUAUUGUGUUUUGCAGUCCUCUUUCUUAGCCUCUGCAAAUGCCAAGGUUUGGAUGGAACUCUCGGGAGAAAGCCCAUCAAGGGAAAAAAAUCUGUAGGUUUCUUUGAGUUACACAAGGGCAAUCUGCACAUCAACCUUACCAACUGGGGAGCUACUCUAGUCUCCCUCAUGACUCCUGAUAAAAAUGGGCAUCUAGCAGAUGUACUUCUUGGAUAUGAUUAUUUGGCCUCAUAUCAAAACAUAAGCUCCAGUAGACCUCAUUUUGGUGCCACUAUAGGCCGGGUAGCUAACAGGAUUAAGAAUGCACAGUUCACACUUGAUGGGAAGACAUAUCAUUUGGUUGCCAAUGAUGGGAAUAAUUCAAUUCAUGGAGGAAGGAUAGGUUUUGACAAUGUGUUGUGGGAAGUCAAGGAAAUCAAGGGUGGAAGCAAACCAUCUAUUAAGCUUGCUUAUCACAGCUUUGAUGGUGAAGAAGGAUUUCCUGGUGAUCUAGAUGUAUUUGCCACAUAUACUAUAAGCAAUGAUAUGGAGUUGAGAAUAGAUAUGGAGGCAGUACCAAGGAACAAGGCCACUCCUGUAAGCCUGAUCAAUCAUGCUUACUGGAACCUUGCAGGGCAUGACAGUGGAAGGGACAUACUUGACCAUUCUGUAAAAAUAUGGGGUUCACAUUAUACUCCCACAGACAAGGUCCUGAUUCCUACAGGCCAGAUCUUGCCUGUAAAAGGAACUCCUUUGGACUUAAGGAAAGAGACUGUUAUCAAGAGCAGAAUUAAUAAGGUCCCAAGCAAUGAGGUUCCUCCUGGGUUUGAUCACAAUUAUGUUCUUGAUAGUCCCAAGUCAAAGAAGGGGCCAAGAGUUGCAGCAAGAGCCAAGGAUCCAUGGAGUUCAAGAGUGCUUGAAGUGUGGACAAGUGCACCUGGAUUGCAGUUCUACACAAGCAAUAAUCUCAAGGACACAGUGGGCAAAGGAGGCGUGAUAUACAAGCCACAUUCUUCAUUCUGCUUUGAGAGUCAGGCAUUUCCUAAUUCUGUAAAUCAGCCAAACUUUCCAUCUGUGAUUGUGCAUCCAGGCCAGGUUUACAAGCACACCAUGGUGAUCAAAUUUUCAGUUGAUCUGUAGUCAACAAUUAGGCUUGGUUUCAUGGCCUGACAAUCAAAGGGCAUAGAAUCCACACAGACCAUUUGAAUCGCUUUAAAAUGUCUUUAAUGGGUAGUACUAAAUAAAGAAAGAUGGUUAAUUGGUGGUCUGAAA
Cryptomeria japonica (Japanese cedar) is the source of this 1796-nucleotide messenger RNA. RefSeq lists its product as uncharacterized. Gene Ontology annotation, biological process: glucose metabolic process; beta-D-galactose catabolic process via UDP-galactose, Leloir pathway. Bases 459 to 1664 code for a protein of 401 amino acids. Gene Ontology annotation, molecular function: aldose 1-epimerase activity; carbohydrate binding. The record is from RefSeq and is a predicted model, not a curated record. Lineage: Eukaryota; Viridiplantae; Streptophyta; Pinopsida; Cupressales; Cupressaceae. The transcript is spliced from 5 exons.